UCUUUAACUACAAGUAUUUCCCAAUUCCAUGAAAUAGUCCUCUCAUAGGAGCAUAUAGAGCAGAGCUGCAGUUAAAGGAUUUGUAUUUAUUUGUAUUUAAAGUAUUCUUUCUGCUCUCAUUUUCUAACUUUUAAGUGGGAGCAUAGUAGUGGCACGAGCAUGUGCCAGAUUGAAGCAGAAUAUGCCUUUGUGAAAUUGUUUUAGUGUUUACUACAUUUGUAAAUAUUUUGUCAGAUUUGUUCAUGAAAUAUUGAAGAACUGAUGCUCUGUAGUUUCAUUUCUGAGAGAUUCACAGAACUGCCGCUAGCGUUUCAGGGGUUCUGUUUUGAGCAUCGAUUGUAGAUUGAGGACAAGUUGUUCCACUUCAGACAUGUCAUCAAAGCAAACUGGGGCAGUUUAUGUGGAGGAAGAAAAUGGAAUGAAAUUUUUUGGUUUUGGUGGCAAGACUUAGGCUUUCAAAAAACUCAAACUAGUUUUCAAAUUUACGGUUUUAUCUAUUCUAUCCUCAUUACAUAACUGAUUCCCUCAACACUCUUCCAGAGUAUAUGGGAAGUUAUGCACAGCCAUUAUCUUCGUUUAUCUGCUCCAACUCAGCCGUUUAGGCAGAGGUACAGCAGGAGUCUUAGCUUAACAUAUGGUCUUGUGUGGGUUUCAGCCUUCUGUCUCACACACAUGCUGCAACCACAGUUCCUUUUUUAUUUUUCUGAAUUCACAGAAUUAGCAUUUUUCUAAAGUUCAUCCUUUGCUCAUUUUGUCCUUCAUGUUCUCUGACCAGCUUUUCCCCAGUUUUUAGCCACAUGGUUAUCCCGUGAAGUUACGUGGAAGAUCAUAAAGACCUGUCUCAGAUGUGCUAUGGAGCAUCUUUGGACUUAAUCUGCACACCUGUGCUGUUCCUCACCCCCUUGCCUUGGAGCAAGGCUGCUGUUGAGCUGGAAGUGCUAAUUUUUCCUUGUAUUCAGUCCCUAGAGUGUGGGUUCAGCAGUGGGCUGUGUGUGCCUCAAUCCGGAUUGUGUCACCUGCUCUGCGGGCCACAGGAUCACGGGAAGUAACAGAUGCGGGUGAAAGAUCCAUCAAGAACGAACUCCGAGAAGCCGAAGAGAAGCAAAAGGCCUAACAGGCCACAGGAUGAGGACUCUUCAGAUGAUAUUUCAGGCUUAACCUGCCAGCACGUGAGCCAAGCAGUGGAUUUGCAUCAUGUGAAGAAAGCAGUGGCUCAGAGCGUCUGGUCCAUAUGUGCAGAAUGUCUGAAGGAGAGGCGGAUGAGUGAUGGUGAGCCCACGGCACCUUCAGACAUAUGGCUGUGUCUCAAGUGUGGCUCUCAGGGAUGUAGUAAGAAUUCGGAAGGCCAGCAUUCUCUGAAACACUUCCAAACAGCACGCACAGAACCUCAUUGCAUCGUUAUCAACCUCAGCACAUGGAUCAUAUGGUGUUAUGAAUGUGAUGAAGAGCUGUCAACACAUUGCAACAAAAAGGUUCUGGCUCAGAUAGUUGACUUUCUUCAAAAACAUGGUGCCAGGGCUGAACCAAGUUCAUCAAAAAUCUUACGUCUUCGUGAAGAAAACAGUGAAACAAGUGAAAUACUAAAAGGAAAAAGUUCUGGCAAUGGUGCAUCAAUUCCAGUUAAAGGAAUAAAUAACUUAGGAAAUACUUGCUUUUUUAAUGCUGUCAUGCAGAACUUGGCACAGACUCAUGUACUAAAUGAACUGAUAUAUGAGAUGAAGGAGAAAGGAACAAAGUUAAAAAUCUGUCAUGCUUCAGACUCCCAAUUGGAUCCUUUGGUGGUAAACCUUUCCAGCCCGGGACCUUUGACUUCAGCGAUGUUCUUGUUCCUUCACAGUAUGAGGGAGGCUGGAAAAGGUCCCCUUUCUCCCAAAGUGCUGUUCAGCCAGCUUUGUCAAAAGUGCCAUUGGAUUUUUACUUGGCAGUCCAAAAAAUAUUUUCUUCAUGUUUUAAAGUUGCGGGACUCCUUGUUGCACUCCAGGGUUGUACCUGCCCUUCAUGUAAUGGCUCCUCGAUUUAAGGGAUUCCAGCAGCAGGACAGCCAGGAGCUUCUGCACUAUCUGUUGGACGCAAUCAGGAUUGAGGAGACAAAGCGUAUACAAACUGGUAUCUUAAAAGCAUUUAAUAACCCAACUACUAAGACGGCAGAUGAAGAAACUAGAAGAAAAGUCAAAGCAUAUGGAAGAGAGGGUGUGAAGAUGAACUUCAUAGAUAGGAUCUUUGUUGGUGAAUUGACUAGCACUGUCAUGUGUGAGGAAUGUGAAAAUAUUUCAACAGUAAAAGAACCUUUCAUUGAUCUUUCACUUCCUAUAAUAGAGGAGAGGGUUGCAAAACCUGUGCCUUUGGGAAGAACAGGUAAAGGUAAAAGUGUACAGGAGGCAGAUCUUGGUCAGUAUAACUGUUCUUCUAUCAGUACACUGAAUAAUCAACCCAAAAUUGUCAAGAAACACACUUUAACAAAAGAUAAGAACCAGUUGAACCAUGAGAGACGUCUUGCCAGAAAAGCUUCCUUGAAGGAAGAAGAAAGAAGUCCUGUUAUCAUGCAGGAAAAAAACAAAAAGCUUGAGCUGGAAGGUAGCUCUGGCGUCCUGUACUCCAAAGACACAACUGCUGACUCAGCUGUCAAUGGCAGUCAGACAGAGGGCAGUGAGAAGGAAGCCAGCCGCUCUGAAAGCAGCUUUGAUGCCGACAGUGAAGCCUCAGAAAGCGAAAGUGCUUCUAAGCAAACAACUUUGAGCCCAUCGAGCCACACAUCUGGUUUGCACGUCAACCACAUAAAUGUUAAAAUGCCACACAAAAUGCCAAAUGGCAGUAAUGAAGAGGUGAUUUCCAGUGCGAUAUCCAAACUUGGCUUCUGUGAUCCAAUAAAUGAAGAUAAAAAGUCAAGCCGUGGAGAUCCAGCAUUAGGUUUAUCAAAUAAUUCUGUGUUCUCAGUAGAUAAAUCUUCACUAUCCCAAACCCCUCAAAAUGCUUUCCAGACGCUUUCCCAAAGCUACAUAACUAGCUCAAAGGAAUGUUCUGUUCAGUCCUGCCUUUACCAAUUCACCUCUGUAGAGCUCUUAAUGGGUAACAACAAGCUUUUAUGUGAGAACUGCACAGAAAGGAAACAGAAGUAUCAGAAGAAAACCAACUCCACAGAAAAGAAAAUGGAAGGUGUCUACACAAAUGCUCGGAAACAGCUUCUGAUUUCUUCAGUUCCUGCUAUUCUUAUUCUCCACCUGAAAAGAUUCCACCAGGCUGGUUUGAGUCUACGGAAAGUAAACAGACAUGUGGAUUUCCCACUGAUUUUAGAUUUAGCACCAUUUUGUGCUGCAUCUUGCAAGAAUGUUACGGAUGGUGCAAGAGUGCUCUAUAGUCUUUAUGGAAUAGUGGAGCACAGUGGGUCAAUGAGAGGUGGUCACUACGCGGCGUACGUGAAAGUCAGGACAUCCUCCAAGAAAUUACUAGAGCAUAUUUCUACCACUAAAAAUGUUUUGGGUUUAAAAGAAGCCAUGGGAGCAUCAGGAGGACAGUGGGUGUAUGUUAGUGAUGCCCACGUUCAGAUGGUUCCAGAAUCGAGAGUACUCAGUGCACAAGCAUAUCUACUUUUUUAUGAAAGAUUAUUACUAUAAUUCUUAACAAUUUAAUUUCAAAGAUGGUAGUGGGUACUUAGUUUAUCUUAUUUAAAGCUGCAGUGGUAAGGACACCUGUAAAUAUUGUGCCUUUAUCUUGUAGAGAAUUUAUCAUCUGUUGGCUCUGAAGUUUAGUCAAGCUAUUAUAAAUAUCUAAAUGGUUCUCCUAAAGUAAGCACCUUGCCAAACAUUUAAAAUUCCUGAGUUCAUUAAAAUACAGUACCAUUAGAAUGUAAGAUUAUGUCCUAUCCUACUAGGUCUAGGGAAAGUUUGGUUUUGAUUAUGAAAAAGAUAAGCUUUCACCCAUAGUUCUGGAACAGCUGAGAAUAGAAAUGCUGAUAGUGUUAAGUGCCUGGAUUUGCUGGUGUACAGUAACAAUACAAAGUAUUUCAACUUUCUGUGAUCUAGUCCAGAUCCUUCCCAUCACUGGGUCGGAUGUCAGCUUGUUAAGAUUUCUGCAAACAAGAACCUGUCAAAUCAUGUCUCUUCUGUGUUUAGUAAUUGGAAAGCAGUGUCCUUCCAGAAUGGAGUAACAACAGCUGUCUGGGUAAUACUUCAGUGAACUUUCCAGAUAAGACCUGGGAAUAGAUUAUGAAAACGUGGCUUCUACAAAGUGACAGUGAAUCUUCAGAUACCUAGUACCCUUUCAGCUGUCUCCAACUGGCACUGGUAUAGCAAUGUACUCCUGUUUCAAUAUAAAUAUAUACUUGGUGUGCAUAUGUAUAUCCUCUGAGAUAUAUACACACGCCAAAAUCCAUCACUAUAUAUUCUCAUUCUACCUAGUAGGAAAGUGAUUUGCAAAUACUUCUGUAUUUAGUAAUUUUUCAACUUCAUAAUUAUGACAAUGCACAGCAUAUAAGCUUGUAUAUGUACAGAGUUUAAGCAUAACUUGGUAAAUUCUGUCACUUUUGGUUCCAAACAUGAAUUUGUUUAUCUGUUCCUGAAUACUUUUCUCACAGGAGGAAUAAACUAUAAAUUCUUUUUGCACUGUGUGUGUGAGUUGGACAGUAAAUUAUGACUUUUGCUCUCUGGACUUCCUUUUGUCAGCUGUGGGGGACAGCAGGUGUCCUAGUGGCAACUGUUUUUUGUAGAGUCCUGUAUUGUCCUGGUUUGAGUUGUUACUUCUUUUGGUAAUUUCUCAUUUCCGUCCCAGUGAGUAAUAGAUGCAUUUUAAGGUAAAGAACGGAUGACUACUGUGAAGUUAUGUGGUAAUUAACUUAUUUAAUAAGCACUUACUUAAAUACUAAUUACUUCUGUAACAUUUCCAUUCUGUCUGACUUGCUCUUUGGUAGAGAAAAAAAAAUGUUUAUUUCUGCUUACUGUUUUCAUUUAUGGAAAUGUGGGGGUUUUUGUGGGUGAGUUUGGGGUUUUUUUGUGGGGAAAAAAAACCACAAAAAACCCCAUGCCAUCCAUAUUACUAUCUCUGCCACGUGUUGUCAUACCUAUCUGCCUGACUCUCCUGUUCUCUAGUUCUGUUUCAGAGGUUCAUCCCACCUGCAUUCACUCUUUUGCAUAAGAAAAUGGCACAAUCUGCAAUAGCUGCAUUUGCUCAAACUGCUGAGGUAUAUUUUACAGUCACAUUACCUGCACAUUCCUGUGCAGGCACUAAGGAUUGUUAGGCCAUACAACUGAUUGUCAUAACAGAGUGAGCCCCCAGUUGCACAGGAUUUUAUUUUCCAAAGGAAAACUCCUCUGUUUAGAUCAAAAUUAGGCUAUGCAUUUUGGCUGAAAUGAUAAUUUUUUUCCUUCCACAAAUUAAAAUUGUUUCAGUCCACACAAAAGUAAUAAAACUCAGAGAAACCAAGCAGUCAGCUUUAGCCAUCUGUAUUCCUAACCACAUCUUAACCUGCACCUGCACUAAGUAAGUAAGAAAGAAAGAAAGAAAGAAA
This is a messenger RNA of Neopelma chrysocephalum (saffron-crested tyrant-manakin), 5500 nucleotides long. It is a transcript of the gene USP45, whose product is annotated as ubiquitin specific peptidase 45. Gene Ontology annotation, molecular function: zinc ion binding; cysteine-type deubiquitinase activity; cysteine-type endopeptidase activity. The record is from RefSeq and is a predicted model, not a curated record. NCBI's taxonomy places the organism in Eukaryota, Metazoa, Chordata, Aves, Passeriformes, Pipridae. Gene Ontology annotation, biological process: protein deubiquitination. Gene Ontology annotation, cellular component: nucleus; cytosol. The transcript is spliced from 21 exons. Bases 1053 to 3611 code for a protein of 852 amino acids.